GCAGUUGACGUCACUGUUGAUGUUGACAUCAGUUUGAUUUGAAUUCUCCAUUUCGGUUUCCCAGGAUGGAAAAUAAGUUAACUUAUCUUGAGCCUUCUUUAGAGAAGCAGUUGAAAGGACAUCGAAAUGGGAUUACAGCAUUAUAUUUUAGCCCCAACGAACAGCAAAUUGCUAGCAGUUCGUUGGAUAAUAGUGUUCUGUUAUGGGACCUUCGUGGUACUAUGAGAAGCUACCGAUUCCAAGGACACGAUGAAGCCGUUAUGGAUGUAACGUUUUCACCUUCGGGCAAGUUUAUGGCUUCCGCAUCUCGUGACAAAACAGUUAGACUAUGGGUGCCCACAGUAACAGGGAGCACUGGCAUGUUCAAGGCUCAUUCACAGACCGUGAGAUCUGUGCAGUUCAGCCCUGAUGGGACAAAGAUUAUCACAGCUUCCGAUGACAAAAUAGUGAAGACCUGGUCUACAGAUAAGCACAAAUUCAUAUCUUCUUUUGUUGGCCACACCAACUGGGUGAGGUGCGCCCGCAUCUCAGGUGAUGGAUCAGUAAUAGCUUCAUGUUCAGAUGACAAGUCUACCAAGCUUUGGAACUUGGAUAAUGGUGAAUGUAUCCACACAUAUAAGGACCAGAAAGGCCAUGGGCUCUGUCUGGCUUGGCACCCAUCAGGGUGUUAUAUUGCUGUUGGUACUUCACAUGGAAAUGUGAAGUUAUAUGAUGUACGGACACAUAAUCUUGUGCAAUAUUAUAGUAUUCAUAAUGAAGCAGUGACACAGAUAGCUUUUCAUCCCAGUGGAAGCUACAUUCUGACUUCAAGUAAAGAUGGAAAGAUGAAAAUACUUGAUUUAUUGGAAGGACAUCCAAUAUUUACUCUCAGUGGACACACUGGGCCCAUUAAUGCUGUUAACUUCUCAGCUACAGGGGAAACUUUUGCCUCAGCAGGAGAUGAUAAAUUGGUUUUCAUAUGGAAGACUAAUUUCACUGAACUGGCUGGUGACUUAAAGGAAAAUAUAGCAGACAAUGCUUCAACUAUACCCAAAACUAACUCACAAUCUUCUAAACUGACAUGUGCAUCAAAAGAUAAGAGUCAGGGCACAAGAAUUUGGUACCAAUGUUAUCACACAAAUAAGAUUCCUGCUGUUAACUUUGUCCACAUGGAUGAUGCAAGCCAGUGUAACCAAUCUGUGAGAUUGAGUUGUUUAGAAGAACCCAAUAGCAACAGUACUAUGAUUGAACCAAGAUUGUGCAGCCAAACUGAACCUUGUUUAAGAGGUUCAUAUUCAAUUGUUAGUCCAAGAAUAAAUUCUGUCAAAACUGUCCAGCCAAGGUGUCCAACAACCCGUUCAGAAUGUUCAUCUGGGGAUUGUUCUCUCAACAGUAGUGUUGGACAUGCUAGUCAUAUUCCUCGUGUCCCACCCAGCCCUGCAACUUACACAGUACCCUCAGUAAUGGAUAGGUCCACAAAGAGUGUUUUUGUUGGGGGCCAAGGCCAAGGUGACCUGUUUGGCAUGAUCAAACUUAGAGACAAUGAUGUUUGCUACACUAGUGGAAUUAUUGAGUGGGUGGGCAGGAAGAGAAGUUUCCCUUUAAACAGUGGAUUCAAAUUAAUUAAUGAGGAACUUGAUACACACCUGAAGAAAGUGAGGAAGUUGAAUGCCACUUUCAAUUGUGACUCACAAAGAGAUAAGGAUUGUGAUUGUGCUGAUGUAUUGCCCACAGUUAAUGCCAUAGUUGAUCAUUUAAAUGCUCUGCAUGAAGCUGUUGAUCUUGUGGACCUAAGACUGAACACUUUGGAGGAUGUUUUGGGCAAGGAAAGAUGUGGAAAGUAAAUAUAUUUGCAUUAAUUUUAUCUAUUAUAUGAAUAUUUAUUUUUAUGUCAUUGAUAAACUUGUUAUAAUAAAAAUGUUUUAUUAAAA
Spodoptera frugiperda (fall armyworm) is the source of this 1910-nucleotide messenger RNA. It is a transcript of the gene Poc1, whose product is annotated as POC1 centriolar protein homolog A. The record is from RefSeq and is a predicted model, not a curated record. Gene Ontology annotation, cellular component: centriole; ciliary basal body. Bases 66 to 1823 code for a protein of 585 amino acids. Lineage: Eukaryota; Metazoa; Arthropoda; Insecta; Lepidoptera; Noctuidae. Gene Ontology annotation, molecular function: protein binding. Gene Ontology annotation, biological process: cilium assembly. The transcript has 7 exons.